Messenger RNA from Marmota flaviventris (yellow-bellied marmot), 1315 nucleotides. It is a transcript of the gene Casp6, whose product is annotated as caspase 6. Gene Ontology annotation, cellular component: cytoplasm. The record is from RefSeq and is a predicted model, not a curated record. Gene Ontology annotation, biological process: proteolysis; apoptotic process; positive regulation of neuron apoptotic process. Gene Ontology annotation, molecular function: cysteine-type endopeptidase activity. Lineage: Eukaryota; Metazoa; Chordata; Mammalia; Rodentia; Sciuridae.
GCUCCAGGAAGCGCGACGCUGGCAGCGCGCUGGGCGCUAUGAGCUCGUCUCUGGGGUCUUGGGGUCCCAGCCCAGCAGGUGGGGAACAAAACAUGACAGAAAUAGAUGCCUACUAUAAAAGUGAAAUGUUUGAUCCAUCAGAGAAGUACAAAAUGGACCACAAGAGGAGAGGACUUGCUCUAAUCUUCAAUCACGAGAGAUUCUACUGGCAGUUGAUGCUGCCGGAGAGGCGAGGCACCAGUGCAGACAGAGAGAACCUUACUCGCAGGUUUUCAGAUCUAGGAUUUGAAGUGAAAUGCUUUAAUGAUCUUAAAACAGAAGAACUGAUGCUCAAAAUUCAUGAGGUGUCAACUUCCAGCCAUGUAGAUGCCGAUUGCUUUUUAUGUGUCUUCCUAAGCCACGGCGAAGGCAAUCACAUUUAUGCACAUGAUGGCAAAAUUGAUAUUCAGACACUGACUGGCUUGUUCAAAGGAGACAAGUGUAAGAGCCUGGUUGGAAAACCCAAGAUAUUUAUCAUUCAGGCGUGUCGGGGAAACCAGCAUGAUGUGCCAGUAACUCCUUUGGAUGUGGUGGAUCAUCAGACGGACAAGCUCGACAAUGUAACUGAGGUGGACGCUGCCUCCAUGUACACGCUGCCUGCUGGAGCAGACUUCCUUAUGUGCUACUCUGUUGCAGAAGGAUAUUAUUCUCAUCGAGAAACUGUGAAUGGCUCAUGGUACAUUCAAGAUCUGUGUGAGAUGCUGGGAAAAUAUGGCUCCUCCUUAGAGUUCACGGAACUCCUCACUCUGGUGAAUAGGAAGGUUUCUCAGCGCCGAGUGGACUUUUGCAAAGAUCCAAAUGCAAUUGGCAAGAAGCAGGUUCCCUGCUUUGCCUCCAUGCUAACUAAAAAGCUGCAUUUCUCUCCAAAAUCUAGUAAGUAGGAGCCACUUUGACUUACUAUAUGUAUUCUGUAUAUAUUUCCCUUUUUACAUAAAAUAGCAUCACUAAAUUGGAGAAGUUUAAAAUGUUUCCAGGCUUAAUGCCCAGUAGAGAACUGCUUUUUAAAAUUUUUAAAAAAAUCAUGUUGCACAUGGUGAAAGGGUUUGAGAAGAAAUCCUCAGGAAUUUAUUAUACAUAAAAAAAUAUUUUUUCUUUCUUAUUUUAGUAAACUGCAAGGUUACCAAUAAUAUUUAGCUGAUUUAACUUGUAUUUUGUGACUUUUUUAUAAAGGCUCAUUGCAUAAUAUUUUUGAAACCUAAGAAUUAGGUAAAUUGGUUUUCCUUGAUAAGAUACUUGAAAUUCAUGUUUUAUUAAAUUUUUCUGAGUCAUAUUCUUA